Messenger RNA from Plasmodium gonderi, 5124 nucleotides. RefSeq lists its product as hypothetical. The transcript has a single exon. The record is from RefSeq and is a predicted model, not a curated record. The coding region runs from base 1 to 5124 and encodes 1707 amino acids. Lineage: Eukaryota; Apicomplexa; Aconoidasida; Haemosporida; Plasmodiidae.
AUGUUCAAAGAAAAUAGCAGAAGUAGUCAAGGAUUUGUGAAUAACAAUGCUAUUCCCAUAGGGGAUUGUUGUGACAGUAGUGGUAUUCCUGAUGAGUUUAAGAAAUGGGGAGAAGAAGAAGAAGAAAAAGAAGAUCAAAGCAAAUUAAUGGAAAAUACUUUACAUACAUUUGAUAAUAUAAAGAAUGAAAAAAAUAUAUUUUCCAAGAUAAUAGAAAAUAUAAAUACCUUUUUGAGGAAUUUAAAAGAAGAAAAUAAAUAUUAUGAAUUCCUUUUUUCGUAUAAUCUAUUUGUUAAAAGAUAUGAGGCACUAAGUGAUUAUACUUUUUUUAAAAAAAUCAUAGAAAAAAUUAACAAGUUAGAUAUAAUUGAUGUGUGUAUCUCUUUUAAUUUUAAUAAUGAUAGCAUAUUUCAAAUGUUAUUGUCUGCUUACCACGAAUUGCAUUUAAAUGAAGCAAACAAUAUUUAUGACGUUCUCUUCGAAUUAACCAAUAUAAUCAUAGAUGGCUUUGACAUUUUUACAGGCCAAAAUGAAAUUGACUCAGAAUUUGUAGACAUAUUUUUUUCCAAUUAUAAAUUAAAGAGAAUUUCUAGGAAACAAAUAAAAAAUGUGUUUAGAUAUGUGAGAGAACACCAGGAUAACUAUACCACUGUUCUUUUUUGCUUAUUGGAUUUUUGUCUAAAUUUAAUUAAUAAUAUCUACGCAGUGCUAUUAGAUGGAUCAGUUGAGUGUAACACAUAUUCAAACGAAUUGGUUAUUAUAAAGAGAGGAUACCCCUCUAGAGGAAACCGAGAACAUUUAUGUCAACAUAUUGAACAAAAUUGCAUGAACAGUUUAGAUCAAAACUCUGAUGAUGAGAAUCAUAUGAAUAACCUCAAGGACAAGCAUAAUGCCCACUACCGGAGUAUCAAAAACCAAGUGGAAUUGCUUGAUUCUGUCGAAGGAAAAUGGGAAAAAUUAACAAAUGAUGAAUGUAGUGGAAAAAUCACAAAACAAAAUAAGGAGCAAGGAAAAUAUUCGGAAAAUGAUAUAAUUUUCCAAAAAAAGAUUAAAAAGAAUUCUAGAAAAAGAUUAACAACUUAUGUAAAGGAGGACUCAAUUGAACAUAUAUUCAUAUGUUCCUUUGAAGACAAAAGUGUCUAUCUGAAAAAUGGAUAUUAUCAAAAGGAACAUAGGGAUGAUGAUUUGAACUACACAAAAAUAAAUGAAGAUAGAAGUAAAUUUGUGUACGAAAUAAAAUCGAGAAAUGUUAAUUUAUAUAUAUUAAAAGUUCUUGUGUGUACAAUUUUGAAAGCAAUGAAAAUAACACAAUACCUUAGUGAAGAUUCUCAUAAAAGGGUGCUUUCCUUUUUUAACGAAGUUUUAAGUGAUAUAAUGAAAUGCAUUUAUCAAAAAAAUGAUGUUCUUUUUCUGAAUCUCUUCUUUACAGAUAUAUUGAAAAGUAUGCUUGUUAUGAUUUCAUAUUAUAAUGAAAAUAUUGAACAUACUCCAAAACAAACCAUGUUAUUUUACAAAUGCUUUAAUAAAGUCAUCGAUCAGAUAUGUAUAUACUUACAUAAUAAAAAGUUCUUUAACGAAAUAUAUUACGAAAGAGGAGAAGAAGCAGAGUUUCGAUGUCACCAGAAAUAUGCACACAAUUUUGACAAAACAUGUUACAUGCUCUUCUCCAUAUUGUAUGAAAUUUUAAAGAAGACGAAUUUGGUUAACAACGAAAUUUUUUUAUUUUUCUGCUGUGUCGUAGAUGUAGAAGAAGAGUUGAAAUUACAAAAUCCUGUACAAACUGGGACAUUAAACCAAUCAAGUGAAAAGCAUAUCUUAAAAUCAUAUGACAGGAUGGCGCUAUAUCUAAAUAGAAAUUUUUUGAGUAAUUGUAGAGAACACAUGAGAGAAAAAAAUAUAAAUAGAAUUAUUACAAUUUUUAUUUUUUUAGAGAAGAAAAUUAAAAAAUAUUUUUUUUUUUUCAAAUAUGUUUUUGGUUUUGUCUGGGACAAGUUUGAUCGAAUGGAUUUGAAAAAAAAAAAAAAAAAAAAAAAAAAAAAAAAAAACAUACACACUUCAUUAUGCACACAUUGGAAAAAUAGACCUGGUCUCAAGGUGUCUGGAAAAAUGAAAAUAAUUUUGAAAAGAAUAAAAUAUAUCUUGUUAGACAUGUUUACAAAGUACACAAAAUUAUUGAUCAUGUACAAAUUCCAUUUUGACAAAAGUGCACAUGUAGAAAAGAAAAAAAAAAAAAAGAAACCCUUCUCAGACGAAUUUUAUUUAUAUAUGAAGUCUAUCGAAUGCCUACUUUUUUCCAUUUUCAUCUAUUGCCCUAACGGCAUAAUAACAAAACUCAAUGCAUAUGCAACAGAUAUUUCUAAGCUGCUUAAGCUAGCCAAGCACACUCAAGGGAAAAGAAAUAAAUUCCUAUCGUUCAAUCGAGAAUUAUAUUCUUUUAGUCAUCUACAGUGUGAUAUAUCAAGUAAAUCAUCCAGUAUUGGUGUGUCAAGCGAAGAGUCACCGGGUGAGGGGAAAAUCGAACCUACAGACCUUCCAGAAACAGUCCAUACAUCAGGAGAUGAUGGUCGUGGAUUCCCUGUCGGGAGAGUUUCUCUUCUCGGGAGUGAUUCCUCUGUUGGGAGUGAUUCCUCUGUUAGAAAAAAUUUCCCGAGUGAUGAAAAGUUUCAAAUGAAAUGCAAACCGAGGGCAGACAUGCAUUUUCCUCAGUCGAAGCACAGUAAAAACAUAAGCAACCAAUGUGAUCUCAUUGUUCUAAACGUUUUUGGAAUAAUUUAUAUGAACAUCAUGGAAGAGGUAACCAUCCACAAGUACAGAUAUGUAUAUUUUAAGCAUUCUUUGUUGCAUGCCGAAUUUGUGAAAAAGUUACACAUCAUCCUGCUUAGUAAGGAUACACAAGAUAUUACUAUUGGUAAGCAUGAAUAUGACAAAAACGGAAGUAAUAUCGAUGAGAAUAAGACUCAGAGUGAUAGUUUAGAAGGACAAGAGGGAACAGUGAAGGAAGGAAACAUAAAUAACUUAGGCUAUUAUUUCAAAUUUCCAUUCGAAGUUUUAUGCUCAAUUAUUAUCUAUCAGUUAAAAUGUUUCUCAAAUGAUACAUUAAAAUGUUACAAAAUAUGCACAAUCCUUGUUGAAUUUCUCUUUUACAUUAGUUCAUCUAUAAAUCCAUAUUUUUUCAGUAUUUCAAGAAAGAUGUGGGAACAGCUGGGGUAUCAGAUGAAUAAAGAGGAAGAGAUUGUGGCUUUAACAAACUUAACUAAGAUUGUGUUUUAUACCCUUUCUACUAAAAAGAAAGAAGAUGAUGUAGAUACGAGUAAUAAGAACGACCGAUUAUUCACAAAAAGUAUUCGAAAUAAUGACAAACAAAAUUUGUUAUGUUCAUUUUUGAGGAAGCAACUUGUUAUUAACCAUUUAGGGAAGAAUUAUGUCUUCUUUUAUGGUACUCUUUUAAGAACUAUAGAUUCUGAGGAAAUGGCAGCAGGGAUCAUGAGUCUUUUUUUUUGCACUUUUCAUGUGAAUUUACAGUAUACCCUGAACGUGUUGCUUCAAUUUUUGAACAUGUAUGAACGAGAUGUAGAAAAGAUGGAGUGGGGAUCAGUGGGAAAGGAAGUAGGUUCAAAAAUGGGGAAGGAAGUAGAUCCAGAAAUAGGGAAGGAGGUAGAUCCAGAAAUAGGGAAGGAGGUAGAUCCAGAAAUGGGGAAGGAAGUAGAUACAGAAAUGGGGAAGGAAGUAGAUCCAGAAAUGGGGAAGGAAGUAGAUCCAGAAAUGGGGAAGGAGGUAGAUCCAGAAAUGGGGAAGGAAGUAGAUCCAGAAAUGGGGAAGGAAGUAGAUCCAGAAAUAGGAUCAGAUGUGGGGGGGUUGAAGCUAGUAGAUGGAGGAGAGAAGGUACAGGAGGAGGAAGGAAAAAUAAUGUCUCUCUUCGUCUAUUUGGACAUUGUGAAAGCACUUCCAGGGAACUUUCUAAAUAUAGUAAAGGAUAUAAAUUUAAUGAGAGAAAUUCAAAGCACCUUUCUCUUUUUCAUAUACACAAAUGAUGAGUAUAGACUACUGGAACAUCGCGAGGAAGAACACAAGUAUAUCACUAUGGUGGAAAAAAUGAAACAAAGUGAUAAGAACUACUACUAUAGCAGUGCAAAGAUAUACUUCCCUCUAGUAAUAUCCUCCUUAAUAUCACAUUAUUUGUUUUUUCUUGUAAAAGACGGAACAUUCCACAUUCCUCGUACACUAAUUUCUAGCUUUUAUAAAAAUUUUUUUAGCAACAGGUAUUUGUACACAAUGUGUUCUAACUAUGUAUACAUGAAAAUUUUGAACGACUCUUUUGUCAUUUUGUUGUUCCUCUGGGGGGUAGGAUUGGAAGAAGAAGAAGAAGAAGAAGAAGAAGAAGAAGAGGAAGAAGAAAAUAUGCACAUCUGCCAAGAUGAUGGACGAGAUGCUCAUACUAAUGCACGUGAGACCGUAAGAGAAUAUAAGACACUUAAAGAAAUGAGUCGUAUGCAAAAUUACACAUGGGAUGACAAUGAUACACCGAGUAUAAAAACAGGAGAAAACAAUUUAUACCAAUCGAACUAUUCGCAAAAGUUGAACAAUUUGUCGUUAUGCCUGUUCAGAGUGUACAUAUAUUUCCUGGAAGAAUAUUCUAUGAUGUUUUACUCAUCCAUCAUUAUGCUGAUAAAAAAUAAAAUAAUGUUCCCUAGGAAGGAGCCAAACUUGACAACUUUUUGUGAACACUUGUAUAUCGAUUUGAAUAAGGAGGAAAAAUACACCACGUCAUUUAGGCAUAUAAUGCUUACCUUCUUGGAUGUUUUUUUUUGUAAAUCCGAUAUGGAAUUGCAAAAUUGGAACAAAAUCAUAAUGGAGAUAAUCAUGUUCCAUUUAGGAGUGGACAUGCACAAAGAUAAGCUACAAUUGUUGAAAGUUGAAAGGCAAAAAUUUUUGAUCACUUUUUUUCGAAAUACUGUUCUUGGUAGCCAUAAUUUGGCAUGUGAUUAUUUAAAACAGCAAUCUUUGAAACUUCUUAAAAGAAAAGUAAGAAAUUACGUGAUAUGUGGUCAUGACUUGGAGGAAUUGACGAAUCUAUUCUUCAGCUUGAGCUACUGGAUUCGAAGUUUGAUGCGCGUGCAUCUAUAA